AUGGCAAACACCCUCACGCACGGGAAGCUCGCGUAUGCCAAUGCGGGUCAACUCACGGCACAACGUCUGUCGAUCGACAGCAAUGUGUCGAUUGACAGCCAAGUACGCCAGAGUUUUGCAGUUCCUGGGAUGAACAUGGCUGCGAUCAAUGCGCAUGCAAUCAUAAACUUUUAUACUGUGGAAGAGAGCCUGUUUGCAGAUGUUGAGGACAUCUUGCAUGACAUCGAUGAGAUCCUGACAAAGUCCACCGACAAGAUCGUUGGAGAAAAGGUUAUUCUGCACUCGAUAGCAAACGACUUGCACAAUGUAAAUGGAGAGGAAGGCAGAAUCAAACAAGUCAUGGAUAACAACAUGGCGGUUGUAGUGUUGGAUAGGUCGAACAAGGAGGUAACAUUACCACUUAGCAAGCUCAAGAGGAAUCUGCCUCUCAUCGUCAGGGAUUGGGCAUCAUCGAAGAUUGGCGUCCAGCCUCAAGUGGUUGUCAGUGGACUUCUGAUCGAUGGAGAGGAUCUUCCAAUGUUCAACACGUUCAAGGGACUUGGGCCGCAAGCUGAGAUCCAGAUCCUUGGUUACUUCGACCUUCGACCAGGGACGUCAACGGUACCUGGUCAGCAGCAAGUUGCGAGUUGA
This is a messenger RNA of Guillardia theta CCMP2712, 630 nucleotides long. RefSeq lists its product as hypothetical. The record is from RefSeq and is a predicted model, not a curated record. NCBI's taxonomy places the organism in Eukaryota, Cryptophyceae, Pyrenomonadales, Geminigeraceae. The transcript is spliced from 8 exons. The coding region runs from base 1 to 630 and encodes 209 amino acids.